GCAAACUUGCUUCACAGCCUUGGCUCUCCCAAGAUGGCGCCGCGCAGGAGGUGUCGUUGAGGGGCUGUCGGGCAUUCCGCGGCUGAGGUCGCUUUUGCUCUAAAGUCACCAUAUGAAAAGCAACCCUUGGAAAAUUGAUCAAGGAACAACUAUUCUACAUCAAGAAAUGAAGGAAAAUAAAGAAAACUCUAGUCCUUCUGUAGCUUUGGCAAAUCUGGACCAUACAAAGCCAUGCUGGUACUGGGAUAAGAAAGACUUGGCUCAUACCCCAUCACAACUAGAAGGACUUGAUCCAGCUACUGAGGCAAGAUACCGAAGAGAAGGCGCCCGGUUUAUAUUUGAUGUAGGAACCCGCUUGGGACUACAUUACGAUACGCUAGCAACUGGAAUAAUUUAUUUUCAUCGAUUUUAUAUGUUCCACUCCUUCAAACAGUUUCCAAGAUAUGUGACUGGAGCUUGCUGUCUUUUCCUAGCAGGGAAAGUUGAAGAAACACCCAAAAAAUGUAAAGAUAUCAUCAAAACGGCUCGUAGUUUACUAAAUGAUGUGCAGUUUGGACAAUUCGGAGAUGAUCCAAAGCAAAGAAAUAAUCCACUGCACAGGGGAAGCAGUGAAACUGGCCACACAGAGUGCAGCCAUAUGCAUACAGAAGAAGUUAUGGUUUUGGAGAGGAUCUUACUACAGACGAUAAAAUUCGACUUGCAAGUGGAGCACCCCUACCAGUUCCUCCUUAAAUAUGCCAAGCAGCUGAAAGGUGAUAAGAACAAAAUUCAAAAGCUGGUGCAAAUGGCAUGGACGUUUGUAAAUGACAGCCUGUGUACUACGUUGUCACUGCAGUGGGAGCCAGAAAUCAUAGCAGUUGCUGUGAUGUAUCUGGCAGGCCGCUUGUGCAAGUUUGAGAUUCAGGAGUGGACCUCAAAGCCGAUGUACCGAAGGUGGUGGGAGCAGUUUGUGCAAGACGUACCUGUUGAUGUCCUGGAAGACAUCUGUCAUCAGAUCCUGGAUCUGUAUUCACAGGGGAAGCAACAAAUGCCUCACCACACCCCACAUCAGCUACAGCAGCCUCCUUCCCUUCAGGCUGUGCCUCAGGUGACUCCACCGCAGCAGACCCAGCAAUCUCAGACUUCUGAGCCAUCACAACCACAACCCCCCCAGAAAGAAUCUCAGCCAGCAGGGCAGCAGCAGCCGCCGCCACCCCCCCAGACUCCACAGUCCAAAAAACCUUCUCCACAGUCGAGUCCUCCCAGGCAAGCCAAACGGCCAGCGGCUGUAUCUCCAAAAGAAGAAACCAAAACUGCAGAAGCGCCACCUCCUAAGAUUGCUAAAAUGGAGGCUUCCCAUCCACCAGCCCCUCCCACGCAUCCUCCACCUGAACUGAAGCCUCCUCUGACGACUGCAGUUUCCAUGGGAGGUGAUCAGGCUACUACGGUUGAUUCCGUAGACCUGGCCAAAGUCCAGAUUGCUCCUCCGUCUCAUCCGGCUCCUGUGCAUCAACCACCUCCUCUGCCUCAUCGGCCGCCACCCCCACCGUCCAGUUACAUAACCGGCAUGUCCACAACCAAUUCAUACAUGUCAGGGGAGGGAUAUCAGAGUCUUCAGUCAAUGAUGAAGACAGAAGCGCCCACCUACGGAGCUAUGCCGCCAAACUAUGGACCUCCGACUCACUUGCCGUAUCACCCUCAUGUGUAUCCUCCCAACCCUCCUCCGCCUGUUCCUCCUCCCCCCACAGCAUUCCCCCCACCGACUAUUCCUCCUCCGACCCCAGGCUACCCUCCACCCCCUACCUACAAUCCGAACUUCCCACCCCCUCGGUUGCCCCCCUCUCAUGCUGUCCCACCUCACCCACCUCCAGGGCUGGGGAUGCCACCAGCAAGUUAUCCCCCUCCCACAGUGCCCCCUGGUGGACAGCCUCCAGUACCACCUCCAAUACCGCCCCCCGGCAUGCCCCCUGUUGCAGGACUUGGGCGGGCUACUUGGAUGAGAUAACAAUUGUAUAUACUCGUCAAGAUGGCAAGGCAGCAGCCAGCAGCAAUAGAGACUGGUAACAGUAUAAAAAACUAGAAAGCAGCGGCAUUGAAUCUUUACUGGUCUGCUUACAGUGUAGCCACUAGAGAACAAUAAAGACAUUUUGUUUUCAAUAUUGCAAACUUAAUUAAAAUCCAAGUUGUUCCAAGUUUAAUUCUAGCACUGGAUUACUUUGCACUAGUACAAAUGUUUUAAAAGCCAUAUUGGCUCGGUUAUAUCGGUAAGAAGAAAAUUUCCUUCUAGAAAUCAGUGCCUACUUUUUUUGAGUAUCAAGGUUUUAGGGUAUCAUUCCAUCUGAGAAAGAGAAGCCGUUCUGGUUUUCAUUACUUAAUGUUCCGGCAACACUUUGUUGUACGUAUCAGAGCUACUUCUAUUUAAUAUAUAAACUUUUGACAGCCCAUAGCUUACAAACAACCCUUGCUGUUUGCCUUUUGCUAUUUUUGUUUUGGAAUGUACUGGGAUCUUGACCUGUAAUGUAUGUUUAAACCUCUUGUGCAAAUUUCUGUACAUAAAUAACUAUAUUUUCUAAGUGUGGAAGUCUGAAUGUAACAGCAUACUGUGAUUUACAUCUUGGUUAAAAAAAAAAUAAUGCUGAGUUUCUUGACAUGCUCCCAAAUAAAGCUGGUUCUGUAAUCAGCAGUAGUGUGGGGGAAGUAAUGAUUUUUAAAAAGUCUUUGUGUCGAUUGGCACAGUGAUCGCUGCAAGAUCAUGCCGAAACAUCCAACUUCUUGAGUACAAGCUCUUAACCAAACGCAAACCGAGGAAGUAUUAAUAAUUUUUAAAAGUGAUUAGUCACUGGAUGGGGAAUUAGUCACCUCUUGGCUAAAAUAUGUAAUUUA
This is a messenger RNA of Gekko japonicus, 2862 nucleotides long. It is a transcript of the gene CCNK, whose product is annotated as cyclin K. Gene Ontology annotation, molecular function: cyclin-dependent protein serine/threonine kinase activator activity. NCBI's taxonomy places the organism in Eukaryota, Metazoa, Chordata, Lepidosauria, Squamata, Gekkonidae. Gene Ontology annotation, cellular component: nucleus; cyclin/CDK positive transcription elongation factor complex. Gene Ontology annotation, biological process: positive regulation of DNA-templated transcription, elongation; regulation of transcription by RNA polymerase II. Bases 113 to 1984 code for a protein of 623 amino acids. The transcript has 12 exons. The record is from RefSeq and is a predicted model, not a curated record.